Messenger RNA from Cataglyphis hispanica, 6418 nucleotides. It is a transcript of the gene slif, whose product is annotated as cationic amino acid transporter 3. Gene Ontology annotation, biological process: amino acid transport; transmembrane transport. Lineage: Eukaryota; Metazoa; Arthropoda; Insecta; Hymenoptera; Formicidae. The record is from RefSeq and is a predicted model, not a curated record. The transcript has 16 exons. Gene Ontology annotation, molecular function: amino acid transmembrane transporter activity. Gene Ontology annotation, cellular component: plasma membrane. The coding region runs from base 2451 to 4259 and encodes 602 amino acids.
CACGUCCGCCCGUCUUCUUACAUGUUAUCUACCUAUCCGAUCCGGUCUGUCAGUCCCAGUCCCCGCUUUUUUGCUUCAUCUAUCUCAAGCAGAAAUUUUGGCGGGAAAUCCCAUCUUAAGAGAAAAAAAAAACAAACUUUGAUUUUAUUAUAUAUAUAUAUAUAUAUGUGUGUGUGUGUGUGUGUGUGUGUGUGUGUGUAUUUCUAUUCGGUAUGGGAGUAGAUAAAACAGCUAGAUUGUAAUUAUACGAUUUUAUCUUUUGUUUUAUUAAUAAAAUAGGAACAAUGAUUGAAUCGAGAAUAGGAACCAUUAUUUUUCAGAAGACUAUCUAUCAAAAGCUGUGUCAAAAAAUUAUAUAUAUUGUUUUUUAUGUUUAACAUUUCUUUGUAUCAGCAUUAUUCAUAUUGCUUCAUUAUCUCAAGCUUUUAAAAGACUUUAUCGAGGAAUUUUUAUCAAAACACUAUUAGUAAUUAGGUUUGUGAUUAUAACUAAUAAAUAAAAGGGGUGAGAAGAUUAGCGAUCUGACUCGCAACUCAAAGAAGCACAUUAAGGAAUUACAAGCUCUAUCACAAACUUUAAUAAUUGGCCAACUUUUUUUGCAAAAUUCUUUGGAAUUAGUUGCAAAAUCAUUGAUAUUAUCAUUUUAUGCUAGUAAAGAAAUAUUGAUAAUUAUUGGAGCUCUUAUUACUUGUGAUCCAGGAAAAGAUGAUAUGAAACAAUAUGAAUUAUGAAAUUGGAUGGAUAUUAGGUGUAGCAUAAUAGAAUUGACAGCUGAAUUAUAUAUUUGUAAAUGAAUGGCAAACAUUACUGGUUGAGAAAAUGGUGUUGCUCUCGACAAUAAGUAUUACAAAGACUAGUUAAAUGCGCAUAUAGGUCAUCCAUCUGUUGUAAUGUGAUUAGAUGCAGCACUUGUGAAAAUAGGCUUUUCUCAUCAUGCCUUACACUUUAAUACAUCGGAUACGACUAUGAUACCAUGUAUGUCGUGCAGAAAACUCUGAUGAAUUGGUGAAACUUAUAAGGUAAAACUUAUAUCUAACUUAUAACUUAUACUGGCUAUCUUUAUCUUCAGUGCUUUAGUAAGCAUUGCGAACUCCCUGUUGAAUGUAGAACUUGCGGUAUUAUUUUAUUAUCUACUCUACAUUUAACACAAUCAUAUCAUUACUUAUUUUUUGUUAAACCUUUUAAAGAAGUCGCAUUUGAAGGUAAUCAUUUUUUGUUAUGCUUUAAUUGCCAAAAAAAUUUUUGCAUCAUAGGAGAAAAAGGUAUCUUUUCUCUCAUAUGUUGCAUCGCAGAAUUGUAUAAUUUUCAUAAUAACUAGAUAAUUUUAUUAAAAUAAAAAAUUUAUAAUGUGCAUACAGGUAUAAUGAAGAUUUCAUUCGAAGAUCGCAAAAAGUGAGAUAAAAGAACUUUAAUACAUAUAUUGAAGUUUGAAAAGAAAUAUCUAUACAUAAUUAAAAAAAUAAAAAUUUUACAGUUUUGAAUUAUUCGAAAGAAAAAUUAAUUUAUAAUUAUUUAAAUAUUUCAAAUAUCUAGAGUAAGAAUCAUGUGUGUGUUGUAUGUAUUUUUAUUUUUAGGUUUACAUAUGUGAAAAAUGUAAUCAAACAUUUUGUUUAGACUGAGAUAUUUAUUUAUGAAAUUUUACACACAUAUCCUGACUGCGUGACAAAUACUACAACAUAUAAUAAAUGUACAGACAAAUCUUAAAAAACAUUUGUUUAGUUAUAAAUUGUAGCAAUUUAUCAAGCAUUGCUACACAAAAAGAGUGAUAAAAAUAAUACUACAGAAUAAUUAUAAUCCAUUUAAUAGAACUAGAAUAAUGCUGGAACUUGUAAGGCAAUAAAUAAAAAUGGAAAUAUAUUAUUCCAGUUUAACGAGAGAAUAAUCACGGAUCGGUCGAAAACUCCGUCAUUGGGUAAAUUUGUACGUGACUGGGACAACAAAUGUUACUUGCCGGCAGCAGCGAACAUCGAACAUUCUACUUUAAUAUGAGGUGGGGGGAACAUUGAAACUUAUUACUCUAUACUCAGACAGAGGUGGAAAGUGAGUAUCGACAGUAUCGUGAAAUUACAGUACGUAUUAAUUUGAGAUCGUUCGUCAAGACGCGAUCGUUGCUCAUAAUCGUUGGCGCAUCCGUCAUUCAUUCUUAUCGUUGAUCAAUAGUUUAAUCGUGUACAAAAUAUAUUUCGUCUCUCAAUUUGCGCCGAUAUUUCUAUUUUAUCUUCGGAAUGAGCUCGAUUACAUUUUUAAAAGGUAUAUAUGCGUGAAUGAGAAGUUACACAUAAUUGACAUAUGUCAUAUUUUGAAAAUAAUUUGAAUAAAAUCGGAUAUUUCCACGCACAUCUACAACAAUUGAAUUAUAUAGUCAAGUAUUUAUUGAAAAGGAUCAAUUACGAAUAAAAAGUCUUCCUUUUUUUGUCAGACAACAUUUGAACAGGAAUCAAGUUGGAACGAUGAAUCGGUUGUGGAAAACGUUGUCGCGAAAGCGCGUCGAAGAAGAGAACGAAGAAGUGAAAAGUGAACAAUUGGCACGGGUUCUUGGUCUAUUUGACUUGACCGCACUCGGCGUAGGAGCGACUCUCGGUUUAGGCGUUUACGUUCUUGCCGGAAGCGUGGCCAAAGAUACUGCUGGACCUGCCGUUUGUCUCUCUUUCCUCAUAGCUGCUAUCGCGUCUGCUUUCGCAGGUAUGUGCUACGCGGAAUUUGCAUCGAGAGUGCCGAAAGCCGGUUCAGCGUACGUUUAUAGUUAUGUAACGGUAGGAGAGUUUAUCGCCUUCGUAAUAGGAUGGAAUUUAAUUCUAGAAUAUGUAAUUGGUACAGCGAGCGUCGCACGCGGGCUUAGUAAUUAUAUCGAUGCAUUGAUAGGAAAUGUUAUGGGUAAAACUCUGCGUUCCCUUAUGCCCAUAGAUAUCUCCUUUUUGUCAGAGUAUCCUGAUUUCUUCGCCUUUGCAAUGGUCAUGCUACUAGUAGUACUAUUAUGUAUAGGAGUAAGGGAGUCAUCGAUCUUAAAUAACAUAUUUACUAUUAUAAAUUUAACAACGAUCACAAUCGUUAUUGUCGCAGGAUCGAUAAAAGCGGAUUCAUCAAAUUGGUCCAUUGCAUCCGAGGAUAUUCCAAAUUCCGUGAAAAAUGGCGGAACAGGUGGAUUUAUGCCAUUCGGUAUCAACGGAGUGAUGAUCGGAGCGGCCAAAUGUUUUUACGGAUUCGUUGGUUUCGAUGCAGUCGCUACCACUGGCGAAGAGGCAAAGAAUCCUCAGCGUCACAUUCCUCUAGCGAUCGUACUAUCCCUGAUUAUUAUAUUCGUAGCGUAUUUUGGUAUCUCCAUAGUCCUUACGAUGAUGCUGCCUUAUUAUGCUCAGAAUGCGGACGCUCCGUUUCCACAUGCGUUUGAUGAGAUAGGAUGGCCUGUUAUUAAAUGGAUCGUUAACAUAGGCGCGGUAUUCGCGCUAUGUACUAGCCUCUUGGGUGCCAUGUUUCCCUUACCGCGUGUAUUAUAUGCCAUGGCUAAUGAUGGGAUAAUAUUCAAAACUCUCUCCAAAGUGCAUUCUAAAACUAUGACACCUGUACACGGCACAGUACUCUCUGGUUUACUUAGCGGUCUUAUGACACUUGUCUUCAAUUUACAGCAAUUGAUUGACAUGAUGUCCAUCGGGACUUUACUCGCGUAUACAAUAGUAGCGAUAUGCGUUUUGAUAUUAAGAUAUCAAAAAGAUGUAAACUCUAGCAAUACCCCUGCUAUAUCACUAAAGAAUGAUUAUCAAUUUACAUCUAUAAAUAUAUUUAAGGAAUUAUUUAAUUUGCAUAAUCAGAAGGAACCAACAGAACUUUCUAACACGAUCGCAAAUAUUGGUAUCGCCUUACUUUGUAUCAUUAUAUGCAUCAUCACGUUUCUGAUUAGUAAUAUGAGCGCACACCUGCUCGCAGGAAAUGUGGUAAUAUCUGUGAUACUAGCUGUAUUCGUGAUUGUUCUUUUUUUGAAUUUAGCCGCGAUUGGUAGACAACCGAUACAAAAGACUGAAUUGUCUUUCAAGGUACCUCUCGUUCCACUUAUUCCCUGUCUCAGUAUUUUUAUAAACAUGUAUUUAAUGUUUCAACUAGACGUCUUUACAUGGAUUAGAUUUGCUACUUGGUUGUUAAUUGGUUUUUGCAUCUAUGGUUUUUACGGAAUUAAUCAUAGUGAGCAAGGAAAAAGAGAUAAGGCAGAAAGCAAGAAAUUACAACAAACGUACGUGGAAAAGUUUAGAAUAGUGACAUCAUUUUGAUUAUCAAGUUUGUAUGUUUACAUAAACACACAUACAUAUUCAUCUUAACCAUUCAAAAGCACAAUAAUAGUAAUUAAAAAUAAUUUUGUAUGAUUAAUUGACACACACAAAAUGUCAUGUAUAUUUUUAUAAUUGAAAAAUAUUUUCAAUGAUAAAUUUUAUAAUGUAUUAUUUAUACAACACACGCGUACAGACGCGCGCGCGCAUAUACGUUAUUUCUAUAUUGUAAUAUAACAAGUUCAUAAAAUUUAUUUAUUUAUAAAAUUCUUUUAUUUUAGCUAUUGUUUUUCAAUUACUUUCUCUACUAAACUUGUAAUUGUUUAUGAAUAUCAUUUUUUUUUUAACAUUUUAAUUAUAUUAGGUACACAUUUAAAUAAAAUAUAGAGACUGAGACUUUUAUAGAAUAACGAUCUUAGUCUACAUUUCAAUUGAACUUAAUAUAUAUUUAUCAUUCGAUGUUUUUCUAUCUCUGUAUAGAUAUUUCUAAAAAAAGUCUGUAUUUUGUUAGUAUUUUCAUAAAAAUAACGAAAUAAUAUAAUAUUUUAUAUAUUUUUAUAAUACAAUCAUAAAAUUUUAUGUACACACACACACACACACACAUAUAUAUAUAUGCGCGUGUGUGUGUGUGUAAUUAACAAUAGUAUUACUGUAAUAAUAGCAGUAUUACAUAAUAAAAGAGCACAUUUCAUAUUAUGUGAUAUAAAAUGGAAAUAUCUUGUGCUCUUUAUAUUGGCAAAGUAGAAUAGAAAUGGGUUAAUACAGAAUGAUAUUGAAUCAAUAUAUUGACUCAAUGUUGAAUUAAUAUUGACAAUAUAAUUAGAAUAAUCAAUACAAUAUAGGUAUUUAUUAGUUAAUGACUCUUUCUUAAAUAAAGUUUUAUGUUACAAUAACGUGUUACAAUUUAAUCUCUUUUUCAUUGCAACAUAUUAAAUAUUAAUUAUAUGUAGCAUAAAAUAAAAUUGAUGACUCAUCAUAAGAAGACUGUAACACCGAGUACAUUGUUUAAUAUAAAUAGUCAUAAACCUACAUGAAUUUUUAAAGCAUAAACAUUAACGAAGAGCUUUUAGAUAUUAUUCGAAUUUGUCAGAGUCAAUGGAACAUCCAUAUCACGAAAUAAUAUUUUUAAUUUUACUAUACUCGUGUAUAUAUAUAUAUAUAUAUAUAUAUAUAUAUAUAUAUAUAUAUAUAUAUAUAUAUAUACACUCACGCAUACGCGCGCGCGCACACAUAAAUUUAUAUUUCUAAAAUAUUAUUUUAUAUUAGAAUAUAAAAGUACUAUUUCAAUAAUGAUAUCGCUAUCGAUAUAAUUUUGAUAAUUUAGACUCUUGAUCACAUCUUAAUAAGAGAAAAUUUUUGUCUGAUUGAUCAGGAAAGACAUUACUAACAAUUCUUUUUGCUAAACAUGUCUAAAUUUUAUCAAUGUAAAUAAAAAAAAGUGUUUUUCUUUUACCGAGAUUCGUAAAUGUGACCAAAAUAGCAAUAUUUUUUACACCUUUAACUUUAUAAAAUUUCAAAAUCCUGACGCGAUAUAUUAAUUGAUGAGACAAAUUUAUUUUUGACAUGUAAAGGUUUGUAAGAAUUACAUGAUCUAAUUUAAAAUAAAAUUGAUUAUUAAUAUAUUUAUUUAUUAAUUUUUAGAAGAAUUUAAUAGUAAUUUCGAAAAGUAAAUUGUUUGUUGAAUUUGUUACCAAAAAAAUGUAUCAGUUAUUUUUUCCAUUAAGAUAAAAUUUAUAACACUGUUACUAUUACAGUUGUCCAAAAACGGUAACUGUAAUAUUACAAAUAUCAUCAUAAUCACUUACCAACCCUCUGUGUGCGUAUGUAUCAUAUAUUAUUUUAGCCAUCUCAGCUUCAUUAAAAUAUCUAUCGUAUUCAGGCAAAAAUUUCUGUGAUCAAGUGUCAAGUACAUAAUGCAUAAUUUAUCUUACAGAUAUAAUUACUGUUUAAAAGUUGACAUACACAUAUAUCCAUAUAAUAUACAUGUAUACACACAUAUUGUAUUUUACAAGGCAAUUACAAAAUUGUCAUGUUUUAUAUUAUUACAGCAUAUUGUAAAAUAUCGCAUAGUACAGAUAUCACUUUGUUUUAUUUAUAAGCCCUCCGAGACUUAUAUUUUGCCAGUUUGCCUGUUGGAAAUAAAUUGAAAUUUUAUUUCUUAA